UGGCGCAGUUGUUUGACAACUCCAGGAGACAUAACCUGGUGCUCACCUGACAGAUGAGUUGUUGAACAGAGUAGAACAAGUGCAAUAAUGAAGAAUCAUAAUCAACAGUAGAUCAGCGAUCGGUUUUAGUCUCAAUGAAAAAUGUCAUCCACACAUUUAUCCAGUGGUAGAUUGAACAUAGGUCUUCUGCAGGAGCAGACGAGAAAACAGCUGGUGAAUCUGAUCGAGAGGUGUGAUGGGCCGAAGGCUAUCGUUUGGGACCGAUCCCUGGAUGGUCCAGUGGGGCUCAUCGCCAGGUACAGUCUCCUGGAGGAAUACGGGGUUGUGAAAAUGUAUCAGCUGGUGGGUGGACAACUCCCUCCCACAAAUGUUUCCAACAUAAUAUUCAUCGUUCGUCCACAUUUGGAUAUGAUUGAUUUAAUUGCCGAGAAUGUGCAUGGGGAGCAGAACAGAUCCCCGAAGGAAUUUCACAUAUUCUUCGUUCCUCGAAAAAGUCUCCUUUGCCAGAAGAAGUUGCAAAACCGGGGUGUCUUCGGUAGCUUCACCUUGAUCGAGGAAUUCCCCUGCGAUCUCUUCCCCUUCGACAGCGAUCUGAUGUCGAUGGAGCUGAGUCAGACGUACAAAGAAUUCUUCCUGGAGAAUGACCCCACAUGCUUGUACCAAGUGGCACAGGCGAUUAGGCGUCUCCAAAGGCUCUAUGGAAAGAUCCCAAGGGUGACAGGUCGUGGUCCAGCAGCGAACAAAGUCUGGGAGCUGUUGAAACGUCUGGAUCGAGAGGAAGAGGACGUAAAAUUGGAGCGUGGACCCCUGAGCACUCCCCCAAUCGAGCACUUGCUCCUCGUAGAUCGAAGUAUUGAUCUUCUCUCGCCCCUGGUGACUCAGCUGACGUAUGAGGGUCUCAUCGACGAGAUCUUUGGCAUCCAGAACACAACGGUCCAGCUACCAGCAGGAAAAUUCAAGGACAAUGACGACUCGCCCACUGUCAUGUCAGUCGAUAAAAAGGAGAAAAUAGUCCUCAACUCCGGGGAGGAAUUAUUCGCUGAGAUAAGAGACAAGAAUUUCAACGGAGUUGGUCCUGUGCUCAGUCAGAAGGCCAAGAUCAUCUCGUCGCAGUUCGACGAGAGACACGGGGACAAGAGUGUCCAGGAGAUUAAGCAAUUCGUGGCGAGACUUCCUCACAUGCUGGCGACCAAGCAAUCCCUCGCCAGACACACGACCAUCGCAGAGAUGGUGAAGGAAGUUACCGAUUCUAAUGACUUCCUCGAGUGUCUCCAGGUCGAGCAGGAGCUCCUCAACUGCAUUGACACUGACAAACCCAAUGCCUUUAUUGAGGACUGCAUAGCACAGCAGAAACCUCUGCUGAAGGUUCUCAGGCUUCUCUGCAUUCAGUCCCUCACGAAUUCUGGACUUAAGCAGAAGCUCCUGGAUUAUUAUAAAAGGGAGAUCGUUCAGACUUACGGUUAUCAGCAUCUUCCGACAUUGUUGAACCUGGAAAAGGCGGGAUUGCUGAGGGCUCAGCAGUCCAACAGGCAGUAUGCUGUCCUCAGGAAGGCUCUCAGGCUUACUGUCGAGGAUGAGAGCGAAAUAGCACCCAAGGACAUCAGCUAUGUCCACUCGGUUUAUGCACCACUGAGUGUUAGGCUGGCAGAGCAGCUCGUACAGCCUGGCGGGUGGCAGGGGCUCAAUGAUGUCCUGGGGCUUUUGCCUGGACCUGCUGUCAGCACUGACUCCCGGGGGACGAUUUCCGGCAUGAGACGCGGAUCUUUCACGAGUGAGGAUUCUACCGCAGAGCCUCCAAGACUUGUUCUCGUUUUCUUCAUUGGUGGCUGCACCUAUGCCGAAGUCUCUGCUCUGAGAUUUCUCUCCCAGCAGGAAGAUCUCAACGUCGAGUUCGUCGUUGGUACCACGAAGUUAAUAAAUGGAAAUACGUUCCUCACUUCGUUGAUGGACGAUUUGGAGACUUCUCGAAAAUGAAAGGAACACAUUUUGUAAAUUACCAAAGACAAGGGUAUAGAUUAAAUAUACAACAGUUUAUAUUAA
Molecule: messenger RNA, 2040 nt
Organism: Fopius arisanus
Lineage: Eukaryota; Metazoa; Arthropoda; Insecta; Hymenoptera; Braconidae
Gene: car
Product: vacuolar protein sorting-associated protein 33A
Exons: 5
Coding region: 142-1974 (610 amino acids)
Biological process (GO): intracellular protein transport; vesicle-mediated transport
Cellular component (GO): CORVET complex; lysosome
Source: RefSeq, a predicted model, not a curated record